GGCUCGCGCGCGACGUCCUAUCAUUACGCGUCCGGAGUCCUCGACAGAUCUCACAACAGGAAAGUGGAACUCAACCGACUCACUUCACAAACCUGCAAACCUGUUUCAUCGUUUUUGGUUAUCGUCUGCUCUUGAACUUAUUUUCUUACGGCUAAAGAAAUAAGUUCAAGAGUUAACUCCGACCUCUGGGCUAAAAGGCUGAAGAGAAACCAAGCGAAACUACUCCAUAGAACCGUCGACGGCGAUCAUCCACUGCUUCGGGAGAACCAAGUCAGACUUGGAUGGGUUCAUACCCGUAUGGUGUCUCUCCCACUUUAGAGCAGCAAUGGAGGGAAGAAGUUCUUUACCUCCACUCUUUGUGGCACAAGGGACCUCCUAGAAAUCCUAACCCUAAACCCAUUUCAAAUAAUCUUGGUUCUUCCAAUUCUACAACAUAUAAAAGCAAGGCAAAUAAUCUUGGUGCCUCCAAUUCCACAACGUUCAAGAAGGGGAAAAGCAAACAAAGAGUUGCACAGAAAAAGAAAGAUCCUAAACCUGUUGUUUCGGAGGUUGAGUGGCCCUGUGGACCAGAUCCCGAGCCACGCCAGGAGACUGGAUGGCCUGAAUUAAAUCCCAAAUCUGAUCAAGCCACCAGGCCAGCUACUGCUGAAGAACAGGCCAAAUUCGCCGCACUUCACUUGCAACAGAAGGGCUUGAAAGCUUGCCAAGAUUUUUUCUCAAGCAAUGCUUGUUCAGAUGAUGAAGAGGAAGACUUGAUGGAUGAUGAUGAUGAUGAUGAUGAAGAAUUCAAGUUUUUCUUGGGGAUUUUUACAGAUGACAGUGAUUUGAGGAGUUAUUAUGAGAAGAAUUGGGAAAGUGGGGAGUUUUGUUGUUUGGUUUGUGGUGGAACUGGGAAGAAGGUCUGGAAGAGGUUCAAGAAUUGCGUUGCACUUGUUCAGCACUCAACAGCAAUAUCAAAGACUAAGAGAAGGGCAGCACAUCGAGCAUUUGGGAAGACUGUUUGUCGGGUUCUUGGUUGGGAAAUUCAUCGACUUCCGAGCAUUGUUCUGUCUUUGGAUGGGCCACUUGGUCACUCCAAUGCCAAAGCAGAAUCUGAGGUGGGUUUAAAGGAGAAUAAUGCUCAAAAGGAAGAUCUUCACGAGAACUUUGUAGACCUUGUCAGCAAUGAUGAUGACGAAGACGAUGAUGAUUAUACUGUUGAUGAUGAUGACGAUGACGAUGACGAUGACAGUGAUGACAAUGGCGAUGACAAUGACGGUGAUGAUGAUGAUGAUGAUGAUGAUGAUCAUGGAGAGGUGGAUUCAGAGGACCACAACAUCGGUGUCGAAAAGGAAGAUUUUGAAGGCAAACUUGUAGGCUGUCAGGCGGGUUCAAAGAAAGAAGAAGAACUUCAUCAAAAGGAGCUUACCAGUGAAACUGUUGAGAUGAAAGGGGCGUAUAAAGAGGAAGAGACGGAUUACAGGAUGAAUAAAGAACUUGUAGCUGAGAAUCAGGAGAAAGAAGGCCUUCAAGAGGGAUUGUAGACUCAGCGGAAACUAGUAGAUAAUAGAAAUUAUUGAGACACAGGUGGAAUAUGUGGCUGUACAGGGAGGAUAUCCAUGUUAGGACACAAAACCCACUGGUUUUAGAUUUUCAUUCCAUUCAUCGUUUUUUUUGGUUUGUACUUGUAGACAAAAAACGAGUGGGAUGGUUUUUUAACAAAACAUGUGAGUUGGUUCCCGCUA
Molecule: messenger RNA, 1724 nt
Organism: Macadamia integrifolia
Lineage: Eukaryota; Viridiplantae; Streptophyta; Magnoliopsida; Proteales; Proteaceae
Product: nucleolin-like
Exons: 5
Coding region: 282-1523 (413 amino acids)
Source: RefSeq, a predicted model, not a curated record